Molecule: messenger RNA, 1990 nt
Organism: Wyeomyia smithii (pitcher-plant mosquito)
Lineage: Eukaryota; Metazoa; Arthropoda; Insecta; Diptera; Culicidae
Product: tRNA methyltransferase 10 homolog A
Exons: 2
Coding region: 248-1129 (293 amino acids)
Biological process (GO): tRNA N1-guanine methylation
Cellular component (GO): nucleoplasm; nucleus
Molecular function (GO): tRNA binding
Source: RefSeq, a predicted model, not a curated record
UUGUAGUCGCGAAUUAUUUUUUUCGAUUCUUACAAAAUGUAUCGAUAUCUCAAAAGUAUCGAGCUCGAGCAUCGAUACCAAUUUGUCGUGCAUCGUGAAAAAAGAAUCGAUUAUGGAUCGGUAUCGGCAGAAUCGUAACGUCACUAAUAACACCGUCUGUAGUAUAGAUCUGAAAUAAAGAUCUUAGUUGAGUGACAAACAACAAAAAAGAAUAUUACCAAACAAUAAUACAAAUUUUUAUACAGAAAUGGCUGAUACACAUGUGACAAACGCACUGGAAACCGCUUUUCCCUUGACAAAUGUAACUGAAGUUGUGCCUAUUUCCAAACGACAGCGAAAAAAGUUGAUUAAACUGGAGCAAUGGGAAAUUAAGAAAAAAGAAAAACGAUUAAAAGAAAAAGAAAAAAUGCGUCAACGAAAACUGAAAGCCGUUCAAAACGGGCUACCGGUCCGAAAUGGACCUAGCAGAAAAGAGCUCAAAAGAAACAAAGUUGACUAUAGUAAAUCUGGUAUUACAGUGGCUGUGGAUCUUAGCUUCGGUGGAAUGAUGAUGGAUAAAGAUGUAGCAAAAUGUGUGAAGCAAUUGUUGAGAAUUUAUACCAUGAACCGGCGAUCAGAAAUGCCGAUUCCAUUGCACUUCACUGGAAUACAACCCGAAGGCGUAAUUGAAAAACAUCUGAAGCGCAAUGAUGGCUAUCAGCACUGGGAUGUAAAAUUCAGCAGUGAAUCUUUUCUAAGCUUGUUCGACAAGCAAAAACUUAUUUAUUUGACUAGUGAGUCCGAUAAUGUUUUAACAGAACUCGAAAAAGAUCACGUUUAUGUCAUCGGCGGAUUAGUUGAUCACAACCAGCACAAGGGACAUUGCCAUACUCUGGCUAAUAAAAUGGGCAUUCGACAUGCUCGAUUACCACUAAGUGAACACAUUGUUAUUAAAACUAGGACAAUUCUUACAAUAAAUCAAGUUUUCGAGAUUCUAAUGAAAAUUCAAUUGGGGAAGAAAUGGCAGGAAACACUGCUUGAAGUGUUACCGAAGCGGAAAGGUGCUAAGCCAUUGGCCUCGGAAUCAGAUCAGAUAGAAAAAAAUGAGCCAGAAGAGACGUUAGUUGUUGAACAACAUGAAACAAGCUGAAUUCUAUUCACUUGCGAAUAUUUAUUCAGUGAAUAUAAAAAGAUAUUUGUGUUGAAAAAAAAACAUGUUAUUGAAUACUCAUAUCCCUUUUCUUAAUUCUCAUUUUCUCAAUCAUAUGAAUACAGUUAACACAUGCCCUUUUCAAAUCUGUAGGUAGAUUCAACGGUAUUACAAUAUUAAAUCGAGAUUAAACAUUUUAUAUCACAUUCGGUUAGAAACCGGAAUGUACACUACCGUCAGCCGAGGUGAUAUUGUGCCAGUGGGGAUGAAAUUGUGCCGUUCAAACCCGUGACUUGCCAGCCAUCUCUUCCGGGUCAGAAGACUGGUCUUUCUUGGUUAAGUAUUCGAGGAAACUUAUUCGAGAAAGUUCGAUCUUGUGAUCGCCAAGAGAUGACAGACAAACAAAGGGGUUGUAUGGCACAAUCUCAAUCCGGCUUACGGUACUGUUCACGUUUUUAACCAAGUCUCUUAUCAGGCUGGGUUAGAAAUGAUUUCACUGGAUCAGAAAUGAUUCGCGUUCGAUAACAUAACUUUCCAAAGCGUGUAGUGGUAGAAGGCCUGGCUGUGGUAGCAGCUGCUCUGUAUAAAAUGGCCAUAGUUAUCUCAAUCACGUGUGAAAAAUCCGCACUUCAGUUUUGAUAUUGUAAUAACCAUGCAUUUGCUGUCCAGAAUAAAUUUAGAUAGACUUUUUACGAUCUAUUCAAUUUUACCUUGCCAAGUCAGUCCUAGAAGCGGUGUACCUAGCCUUUCUGUUCCGCUAGAUUAUUCUUAUUUCAUUAAUUUAUUUCUAUUCAUUUAUUGUUCGUAGCUAGCACGAUUCACACCAAAAAAUUCAAUGACGAAGGGCUUAGAAGUGAAUAA